AUGCACGACCCGGUGGGCCGUUGGUCCGACACCAGCAGCAUAUCGGCGAACCAAGUCGAGUCUUUUCGAGGCCGUCCUCCUUCUCGUCCGAGGACUUCAUCGGUGCUGCCAUACAGAUACUUCUCAAUACCACCGAUUUCUCGUUUUUCCACGACCCCUCCUCGCGUCAACACCCGGUCAGGCUCCGCCGCCAUCAUGUCGCCCAUGUAUCUAGAGGACAAGCUUAACAUUGACCGGGUCGCCGUCAUCGGCGCCGGGCCGUGCGGUCUGGCCGCCGCAAAGUACUUAUUAGCGGAGAAGAAGUUCUCCAAAGUCCAAAUAUUUGAGCAGAGAGAUACCGUCGGCGGCCUCUGGACAUACAGCUCCUUGAACGUCAUUGACGGUGACUUCAGCAUUCCCAGGACACAGCCUACCGAGAACCCGGACACGGCCAUCGCCGUCGACGGGCACGAUGCCAAGCAGUUCGUCUCUCCAGUGUACGACUACCUGGAGACGAAUAUCCCCCACACCCUCAUGAACUACUCGGAUACAAAGUUUCCCUCAGACGCCUCGCUUUUCCCUUCCCAUCAAACGGUGAAGAAGUAUCUGGAAGACUACGCCAAGGAGCUGAAGCCCAUCAUCUCUCUGUCGACGCAAAUCCUGUCAGUCAGGAAAUCGUCGAGCGACAAGGAGGUCUACUGGGAGAUCGAGAGCCGGGACCUCAAGACAGAUGAGACGAGCAAGGCGCGGUUCGAUGCUGUCUUCGUCGCGAGCGGACACUACAACGACCCCUUCAUCCCUGACAUCCCAGGCCUUGCCGACUUCGACAAAGCACACCCGGGCUCCAUUUCACACUCAAAGUUCUACAUGAAUGCCGCGCACUACGAGGGAAAGAAAGUCAUCAUCGUCGGCAACUCAGCCUCCGGCAUCGACCUAAGCGCCCAAAUCUCAACAGUCUGCAAGCUCCCCAUCAUCGUCUCUGAAAAGACAGUCCCCAACACCCCCGCCGAAGACCGCUCCUCGUGGGCAAAAUCGGCCCCAGAAAUCCUCGAAUUCAUCCCCGAAACCCGCCAAGUCCGCUUCGCCAACGGCGUAGUCGAAUCGGACAUUGACAGCGUCGUCUUUUGCACGGGCUACUUUUACAGCUUCCCCUUCCUCCGCAACCUCUCCCCGCCCGUCGUCACAGACGGCGCCUACGCCCGCAACCUCUACGAGCACCUCCUCUACAUUGACGACCCUACGCUCGCUUUCGCCGGUAUCCCGCAGCGCAUCGUCCCCUUCCCCGUCUCCGAGGGCCAGGCGGCGUACGUUGCGCGCGCCUGGGCGGAUCGUCUGCGUCUGCCGAGCCUCUCCAAGAUGCGGGAGUGGGAGGCGCGGAUGCUGAAAGAAAAGGGGGAGGGAAAAAUACUGCAUAACCUGGCGUUCCCCAAGGACCUGGAGUACAUCAACAUGCUUCACGCGCGUAGCUUGGAGGCGGAGAAUAGGCCCGCCUUGCUGGAGAAUGAUGGCGUGGGGAAGAUGCCGCCAUUCUGGGACGAUGAGAAGCGGUGGACGAGGGAGCGGUUUCCUUUGAUCAAGAUUGCGUCGAGGAAGUUGGGGGAGAAGAGGCAUGAGGUUACGACGUUGGAGGAACUCGGGUUUGAUUACAAGGCUUGGAAGGCUGGGCUGGACGAGGAGGGGAAGCUGCUAUGA
Molecule: messenger RNA, 1671 nt
Organism: Colletotrichum orchidophilum
Lineage: Eukaryota; Fungi; Ascomycota; Sordariomycetes; Glomerellales; Glomerellaceae
Product: thiol-specific monooxygenase
Exons: 4
Coding region: 1-1671 (556 amino acids)
Molecular function (GO): NADP binding; flavin adenine dinucleotide binding; N,N-dimethylaniline monooxygenase activity
Source: RefSeq, a predicted model, not a curated record